Cherax quadricarinatus is the source of this 738-nucleotide messenger RNA. RefSeq names its product small ribosomal subunit protein eS12. Gene Ontology annotation, biological process: translation. The record is from RefSeq and is a predicted model, not a curated record. Gene Ontology annotation, molecular function: structural constituent of ribosome. Lineage: Eukaryota; Metazoa; Arthropoda; Malacostraca; Decapoda; Parastacidae. Gene Ontology annotation, cellular component: cytosolic small ribosomal subunit; ribosome.
GCGAGCUUCAGUCUAUUUCUCCCUUCAUGGAUGUUCCCCCCUCCCGCUCCCUCCUCCCCAUCUCUCCCUCCCUCUCUUCCUCCUUUAUGAGGUAAACUUGUAGAGGUGAACACUGACGAUCGAGGACGUCCUAUAGUUCAGCAUGUCUGACGUGGAAGGAGACGUUAGUGUUCCCGUGGCGGUCGGUGGCCCCAUGGACUUGAAUACUGCAGUCCAAGAAGUGCUAAAGCAGGCUCUUAUGGCUGAUGGUCUUGCUCGUGGACUCCAUGAAGCUGUAAAGGCUUUAGACAAGCGUCAGGCACAUCUGUGCUUGUUAGCAAAUAACUGUGAUGAGCCUGGCUACUCGAAACUUAUUGAGGCCCUCUGCCAAGAGCAUCAGAUCAAGCUCCUGAAGGUUGACUCAAACAAAAUGCUGGGGGAAUGGGCUGGUCUCUGCAAGAUUGAUCGUGAAGGGAAGGCUCGUAAGAUUGUAGGCUGCUCGUGUCUUGUUGUCACUAACUAUGGUAAGGAGACCCAGGCUCAUGAUGUUGUCAAUGAGUAUUUCAAGAGCAAGGGACAGUAAAACCCUAGAUAGACUAAGGGACAGUGAAAACCCUAUAUAUAUAUGUGUGCAGAAUCACAAAAGUUCCAGUAAUCCAGGAGUCAGGGGUGAAUUUAAGCUAAAAGAUCCUGCUCAGCAUUUGAAUGGGGGCCACUGAUUUCCACAAAUUAAAAAAAAUAAAUAAAAAAAAAUUGAAA